This is a messenger RNA of Oppia nitens, 1628 nucleotides long. RefSeq lists its product as uncharacterized. The record is from RefSeq and is a predicted model, not a curated record. The coding region runs from base 120 to 1463 and encodes 447 amino acids. The transcript has 3 exons. NCBI's taxonomy places the organism in Eukaryota, Metazoa, Arthropoda, Arachnida, Sarcoptiformes, Oppiidae.
GCACUAGACAUAUACUGGUAUAUCAUAAAUGAAAUUAUAUAUUUAAUACUUAUACAUACAUUCAGAUAAUUAUAUUUUAGUUUUAUUUGUUGCUAAAACUACUAAUAAUUAUUAUAAUAAUGUCUAAAAGCAAUAAUAAUAAUAAGAUAAGAUUUUCGGCACACAAUAUAUGCGACAAAAAGUUACGUCAAUAUCCCCUGAAAUAUCCGGUACCAAAGCUUAUAACACAAUUGCCAUUCAAACGCAAUCCAUUGGACCUAACUAUCGAUGCCGAGAUACUGGCCGAAUGGUCAUACAAACAGUUCCCGACGAGUCAGAUAUCGGCCAAAAACUAUAAAAAUGUAGUAACAGUUUCGACAAUAUUGAUGGCCUUUUUCUAUCCGACCAUAACCUCUGAGGAAUGUUACUAUCAUAUGUUGCAGGAUAUGAUCUUUAUAUUUAUUAUGGACGACAAUACCGAAGAAUCGUGGGGUCAACAUAACGGCCAACAUAUGGACAAAUGCCGUGAGGCUUGGACACAACAUAUCAGUAUGUUUGCAGUGGCCAAUGACGACCAAUCAAACCCAAACACAUUGCCAGUCGAUCAGAUGGAGCCGUAUAUUCGGGCUAUUAUACCGACAUUUGAGGCAUUUUCUCGGCAAAUGAGUGCCGAACAGUGGAAACGAUUUGUCGGCGCAAGACUAGAGUUUGCCGCCGCAAACCUCGAGGAAACGGAAAUUCUUCGCAAAAACGGCGGUCGGUUUACUUCAUUAGAGGAAAAACUACAGGUUCGCCGCAAAACAAUUGGCUUAAAACCGACACUAUUGUCUGUUACCUAUGGCCUCGAUAUAGACCUAACGGAGCGCGAAUGGUCUGAUCCACGUAUGAAACAGUUGGUCUCAUUAGUUGUCGAUUACUGUAUGUAUACAAACGAUAUAUUUUCGUUUGAAAAAGAGUUAAUAAAUAGUAUUAAGACAAUAUUGAAGACAACGAAAACUACUACUACUACUACUACUACUACUACUACUACUACUACCACUAAUGGCAAUGUCUGCGACACCAACAUCAGGAACGGCAUCGGCACCGGCAUUACUAUACAAUCAUUGACCAACAAUGAUAAGCAUAUAGAAUGGGAGGCAUUGAAACAGUUGUCUAACAUUGUGGCUAUGAUUGCCAUUGAACGCAAGUGUACGAUACCUAUGGCUCAGAUGAUUGUCGGCAAACAUAUCGAACAAUUGGACAAACAAAUCAUACAACUGGUCUACGACUGGACAGCUGUCGGACGUCAUGCCGACAACAACGACAACACUGGCGAUUGCACUGUUGAUGAUGAGAGGGACUGCAAUGGUGGCACUGGUAGUGAUGGUGGCCAACGGUUAUCAUCGCUAAGUCCCGAUGGCAUUGAAUUUGUUCGGGCAUUACUCUAUAUGCCCGGCGGUAUAUUUCGAGUAAGCGGUGUCUGUGACCGGUAUAUGAUUAUAUGAAAAGGGUGGGGUAGUGGGGGAUGGGUUAUGGUAGCAAACAAAAAUAAUUACAUUAUUAUUAUUAUUUAUUAAUAAUUAAUUUUAUUUUUUCAUUUGAUUAUACUUUCAAAUAAAUAAACAUUUUUUUUGUGUGUAACUUAUUUUUUUAAUGGAUUCAAUUUUUGU